AUGGAGGAGGAAAAAAAUAAAGCAGAACCAAAUGACCCUACUAAUAAUAAUGACGCUAUAAUUACCAGUGACGACAACGGAAAGAAGGACGAGCAAGAAAAUGAGGUAAAACAAAAUGAAAAAAUGAAGAAAAGGGGAGAGAAAAGAAAAUUGAAACAAAGUGAGCAUCAAAAUGGAAAUCAAAAUGGAAAUCACAAUGGAAAUCACAAUGGUGCAGAGGAUCAUCUCAUUUCCGCGGACGAGUUGGAACACUGCGAUAAUGCCAACGGGGGGUCCAAGGAGAACGAAGACAGUGCGGAUGAAUCUGCAUCACACUGCUCCAAUGUGUGUGAUGAGCAGGAAGAUGGCGAUGGAGGUGCCAAGUCAAACGAUGAAAGACGCGCCGGCACCAAUGGGGACGUGAACCCCCCCUCUUCCUCCAAGGUUGAAAAGAAAGAAACGUUUUACAGUGAAACAAAGUUCGAUGACCUAGACAUAUGCGAGGCGCUUAAAAAGGGAUUGAAGGAGCUGAAUUUUGUAACUCUCACAGAAAUUCAAGCGAAAUGUAUUCCUCAUUUUUUAAACGGAAAAGAUAUUCUUGGAGCAGCUAAGACAGGGUCAGGAAAAACGUUAGCAUUUCUAGUGCCCUCCAUAAAUAUUUUAUAUAAUAUAAAAUUCUUGCCGAAAAAUGGAACGGGGGUUUUAAUCAUAUCGCCCACCAGAGAAUUGUGUCUUCAAAUUUACCAAGUCUGUAAAGAUCUGUGUAAAUAUAUUCCCCAGACAAAUGGAAUAAUAAUUGGUGGGAUGAGUCGAAAUGAAGAAAAGAAAAAAUUUAUUCAUGGCAUAAACAUACUAAUUGCAACACCAGGCAGAUUGCUCGACCAUAUGCAAAACACGAAAGAAUUUAUUUACAAAAAUUUGAUAUCGCUUAUUAUAGACGAAGCUGACAGAUUGCUUCAAAUUGGUUUUGAGGAGGAAAUAAAUUUAAUUGUGAAAAGAUUACCCAAGAAAAGACAAACUGCUUUAUUUUCAGCUACACAGACAACCAAAGUUGAAAAUUUAAUAAGGCUCUCCCUGCAGAAGCCUAUAUUUAUAGAAGUAACGACGAAAAUUGCCACAGUGGAAAGGCUGCAACAGGGAUAUGCCUUAGUUGAUGAAGAUAAAAGAUUUCUUCUACUAUUUACAUUUUUAAAAAGAAAUAUAUCGAAAAAAAUUAUGGUCUUUUUUAACAAUUGCAUGUCCGUUCAGUUUUAUAACGAUUUGCUAAAUUAUAUUGACAUUCCCACCUUUUGUAUUCAUGGGAAAAAAAAGCAAAAUAAACGACUUAAAAGUUUCAGCGAGUUUUCUGCUGCACAAAGUGCUAUUCUGCUUUGUACAAAUGUAGCAGCCAGAGGCCUGGAUAUCCCGAAUGUUAAUUACAUUAUUCAGUAUGACCCCCCCGAUGACUCCAAGGAAUAUAUCCAUCGAGUAGGAAGAACAUGCAGAGGAAAAGAUUCAAAUGGAUCUGCUAUCAUAUUUCUAAUGAAGCACGAAUUAAAAUUUUUAAAUUAUUUAAAGUUUUAUAACAUCCCAAUUAAUCAGUUUGCGUAUGAUCCAAGCAAAUUAAUAAAUGUCCAGUCGCACAUAGAGUCCAUCGUCACGAAAAAUUUCCACUUGCACAAGAUGGCUCGAGAGGCUUUCAAAUCCUAUUUGAAUGGAUACAUUACCUACGCGCUGAAGGACGUCUUUGAUGUGAACAACCUGAAUUUGCUGCAGACUUCGAAGAACUUCGGGCUGGAGGCCCCACCAAAAGUUGAUUUAAAUUUAAAACUGAAUGUUAAAAAGAGGAAGUUUAAGUAG
Messenger RNA from Plasmodium knowlesi strain H, 1818 nucleotides. RefSeq names its product ATP-dependent RNA helicase HAS1, putative. The coding region runs from base 1 to 1818 and encodes 605 amino acids. Gene Ontology annotation, cellular component: nucleolus. Gene Ontology annotation, biological process: maturation of LSU-rRNA from tricistronic rRNA transcript (SSU-rRNA, 5.8S rRNA, LSU-rRNA). NCBI's taxonomy places the organism in Eukaryota, Apicomplexa, Aconoidasida, Haemosporida, Plasmodiidae. The transcript has 2 exons. Gene Ontology annotation, molecular function: RNA helicase activity; nucleic acid binding; ATP binding. The record is from RefSeq and is a predicted model, not a curated record.